Molecule: messenger RNA, 3131 nt
Organism: Perca fluviatilis (European perch)
Lineage: Eukaryota; Metazoa; Chordata; Actinopteri; Perciformes; Percidae
Product: collagen alpha-3(VI) chain
Exons: 7
Coding region: 225-3131 (968 amino acids)
Source: RefSeq, a predicted model, not a curated record
UGGGCAGGGACACUGUUCGGGUGGCCUUGGCCCUGUACAACGGCAACCCACAGAUAAAGUUCUAUCUAAAUAGCUAUGACAGCAAAUCAUCAGUCCUGGAAGCGGUGAAGGGCCUUUCCUACUCAGGGGGUGAUGAAUCUAACCUGGGGUUCGCCUUGGAGGAAGUAGCCAAAAGCCUUUUAAGCCAAACAGCUGGGGGCAGGGCCGACGAGGGUGUGCCCCAGAUGAUGGUGGUUAUCAGUGCUGGGCCGUCCACUGAUGAUACUGGUGCCGGUGACCGGGCCCUUAAGAGGGCCGGCGUUAUCACAUUCGGCGUGGCGAUUGGUGACACGGCCAGUGCAGAUCUGGAAGCAGUUGCUACAGAUAAAAGUUUUGUCCUGUCAGCCCCUGAUUUCAGAACAGUGGUGAGCACGGGUGACCGGCUGCUCCCAUUAAUUAACGGGGUGGUCCAGCGCACCAUUAUAGUUCAGACCGAGUUCACAGAAGUCUUGGCAGUUGGACCACGAGACAUAAUUUUCCUCAUCGACAGUACAAUGGGUGCAACGCUUAUCAACUCUGUGCGAGAAUUCAUCAAGCGGUUCGUCGACACCAUGCCAAUUGGUCCAGAUGGAGUUCAAGUGGGUGUGGCCCAGUUCAGCAAUGUCCCUCAACUUCAGAUGGAUCUCAACUCCUAUGGAUCCAGGGAGGAAUUAACUGCUGCUUUGGGCUCUAUCAAACCAAAACCGGGACAGACAGUCAACAUUGGAGCAGCCUUGGACUUUGUGCGGACAAAUAUGCUGCGGCCUGAGAAAGGGAGUCGUAUUCAACAGGGGGUACCCCAGCUUUUACUGUUGAUGACCAGUAAAAAGUCAAGUGACAGUGUGGAAGCACCUGCUAAAGCCCUGCAGCGACUGGGCGUAUUGACUCUAGCUGCAGGUUCCAAGACUGCGACGGAGAAUGAGCUGCGGCAGAUUGCCUUUGCUGACACUGUUGCGUUCUAUUUGAAAGACUUCCGCUCACUGCUUCGCAACCCAAAGGCAAUUGUCGAUGCGCUCUCCACUCUAGCUGGAGUGGUGGUGACUGAAGGACCCACUGAGCCAGUGGUGGAGAUAACUACAGUGCAGACUCAAAAAGUGGUUCGAGACAUUGUCUUCCUUGUGGAUGGAUCAAACUACGUUGGCAGCAGUAACUUUCCCUAUGUGAGAGAUUUCAUCAUCAACGUGGUCAACCAGCUGGAUGUACGUCCUGACAGAGUCAGGAUUGGUCUCCUGCAGUUUGCUGAGAGCCAAAAGAUUGAAUUUCAUCUGAACAGCUACAGCAGCAGGCAAGAUGUUGUCAAUCAAAUCUCUCAACUCAGGCUGACUGGAGGCUCAGUUUUGAAUGCAGAAGCUGCCAUGAAUUAUGCCCUUAGCAAAAUGUUACAGUCAUCAACUGGGUCACGUAGGAAGCAGGGAGUCCAGCAGGUGUUGGUUCUGAUCACAGGUGGUCCAGUCCAGGAUCAGGCUAAAAAUGCAGCUGAUAAAUUGGCUCUUGCUGGUGUUUUGACCUUCACAGUCAGUUCUGGGCAAGCAGAUGAAGGCCUAAUGAAAUCAGUUGCCUUUGUUGAAGAUUUGGCUUACCAUGAAACAAGCUUCUCAAAUUUGCCAGCUCUGGCUGAACAAAUAAUGCCAAAGUUGAUAACAGUGGUUGGCGAUACAGAUGUGACAAAAACAACAUUCCCUGAGGAAACUGCUUUUGUUGCUGGAGCUGAGAGAGAUGUUGCCUUUCUCAUUGAUGGCACAGAAAAUGUCAGAAGAGAUUUUCCCUACAUCCGAGAUUUUAUCCUUAAAGUCAUUGAACCACUUGAUAUUGGGACUGACAGGGUGCGAGUUUCAGUGGUUCAACACAGCGAGAGGCCAACUCCAACUUUCUACCUUAACACUUAUCAGACCAAAGAUGAGGUGAUAAGAGCUGUCACAGGAAUGACAUUGGCUGGUGGACGUAGCCUUAACACAGGAGCUGCUCUAAGAUUCAUGAAGGACACCAUCUUGUCUGAAAGGCAUGGUAGCCGCGCUUCACAAAAUGUCCCUCAGUUCCUGAUUGUUUUGGCUGCAGGCAGGUCCAGGGACAGCGUAAAGGAUUCUGCUGGUGCGCUAAAGACAGAGGGAGUUGUACCGUUUGGUGUUGGUGUCAAGGAUGCAGACCCAAAGCAGAUUGCGGCGAUCUCACACAAUCCUUCCUUUGCCUUCAAUGUGAGGGAAUUCAGCGAGCUUAGCACCGUUACACAAAGGCUCAAUAACUACGUGAGCCUUCCAAGGGAAGAGCUGACUGAAGUUCUAAAGCAAGUACAAAGCAAUGCUGCAAAAAGAGAUAUUGUGUUCCUACUGGAUGGCUCUGAUAACACAAUAAAUGGAUUCCCAGAGAUAAAACUCUUUGUUAAGAGCAUAGUGGAGAGCCUAUCUGUCAGUGAGAGCCAAGACAGAGUGUCUGUGGUUCAGUUUGCUAAUCACCCCGAGGUAAACUUUUAUCUGAGUUCUCACAAGGCAAAGGAUGACAUUAUAAAUGCCAUAGAUAAUUUAAGGCACAAGGGUGGGAGGCGCCUUAACAUCGGGGGAGCUCUCCAGUUUGUGAGGCACAGCGUCUUCACUUCCUCCACGGGCAGUAGAAGACUAGAAGGAGUGCCCCAGAUUUUAAUUCUUCUAAGUACACAACCGUCCACUGAUAAUGUGAGAAGCCCAGCUUUUGCUCUGAAAGAGCAUGGAAUUGUGUCAGUGGGGGUUGGAGUGGGAGAUGCCAAUCAUUCAGAGUUGGAAAUGAUUGCCUUCAAACCUGGUUUUACAUACAAAGUCACUGAUUUCUCCAAGUUGCCCUCAAUCCAAUCACAAAUUGUUGCUACACUGAACAUAAACAAAGAAACUGCGGAAACCAUGACUGGAAUCUCAGAUUUAGUAGGGAGCAAUAAGAGGGACAUAGUGUUUCUCCUUGAUGGGUCAGAUGACUCCAGAAAUGGACUACCAGCUAUUCGUGAGUUCAUCAGAAGAAUGGUGGAAGAGCUGGACAUUGGUGAAGACAAGGUUCGAGUGGCCGUCAUACAGUAUAGUAAUGACACCACAGUUUAUUUCAACCUAAAAACUCACAGAUUAAAAAAGGCCAUCAUCUAUGCCUUGAAUUAG